AUGGACGACAGUCGCGGUGGCAGUGGCGGUGGCGGUGGCGGCGAUGCUGAUGCGGCAAAGGCUCGGUUUGGGCAAGGGUUGAAGGACUUGAUUGAGCCAGCCAUUACCACCAUCGACAAUCAUGUACAGGCCACUCAAAAGUCGCAAGAAUCCCUCCGGGUUGCCCUCGAUCAGCUCCACCAAGAGUUGACACGCUUUCGGCAGCUGGAAGGGAGUGCCGUGGACAUUGACGCUUACUUGCGCAAACUGCUCGAAGCUAGGCAAAAUGUCAACAAAACCAACGGCAUCCUCGAACAAGUGCAGGUUCGAACAAAUCGGAUGAUGCGCAGUGUGGACAAGGUGACUGCCGGGAUGGGCAAGACACACGAGCGCCUGGUGGCGCAACGGGAGAAGCUGGAGCGGCUGUCAAUCACGGGCCCAAGCAUGCCCCCACCCGUGGUCGGCGGCAGCCAAUCCGCCCAGGCGACGCAAGACCACCCGGCACAAGCAGCACAGGGCGCUCAACAUGAAGAGACAGAUGCAGCAGACAAAGAACAGCAGCAGAAGGAAGAACAAGAAGAGAAACGCGAAGAGGAGGAUGACGACGAGGAAGAGGAUGCGGAACAUGAUGAGCGAGAAGAAUCUGACAAGGCAAUGGCGACAGACGAUGAUGAAGGCAAGCAGGAGGACAAGGGUGAAGAAGACAGCGCAGACAGUGCCGAAGGAAAGACAACUGAACCCGGGCAAGAAGCCAGCACAUGAGUGGCCGUCGUGGUGGUAGUAGUGGUGAUAUUGGUGGUUGGUGAUAGUAGUUGUCGUACAUCUUCACGUGUGUGUGUGUGUGUGUGUGUGUGU
Salpingoeca rosetta is the source of this 834-nucleotide messenger RNA. RefSeq lists its product as uncharacterized. The coding region runs from base 1 to 741 and encodes 246 amino acids. Gene Ontology annotation, biological process: synaptic vesicle exocytosis; intracellular protein transport; lysosome organization. Gene Ontology annotation, molecular function: SNARE binding. Gene Ontology annotation, cellular component: synaptic vesicle; BORC complex; BLOC-1 complex. NCBI's taxonomy places the organism in Eukaryota, Choanoflagellata, Craspedida, Salpingoecidae. The record is from RefSeq and is a predicted model, not a curated record. The transcript is spliced from 3 exons.